UGAUUGGAAUUUACUCUAAAAACACCAAUUUAUUGAUCAUUAACCACAUGACCACCUUUGCUGUUUGUUUCUGCAAUAAAUCAAAGUGCACUUGAGAUGAAACAAUAUAUAAACUUCAAAGACUAAGUGCAGAAUUGAUGAUCACCUUCCAUUUAGUGUGUAUUUGUCUGUAGCUUUUAAGCUUUGAAUUUUCAAAGCGCAGUGAUGAACCUCUUCAUUAUUCUGGUAUUUUGUCUUUUAUGUUUGAUUUCCCUUUUUCUGUGGAAUCAAAAUUCUACCAAAGGAAAGUUGCCGCCUGGCCCCACGCCUCUUCCAAUUAUUGGAAAUAUUCUACAGAUAGAUACCAAUAACAUCACCAAAUCCUUAAACAAGCUUGCAGAAGUCUAUGGCCCUGUGUUCACUGUGUAUUUUGGCAUGAAGCCCAUGGUGGUGCUGCAUGGAUAUGAUGCAGUGAAGGAAGCUUUGAUAGAUCAUGGCGAGGUGUUUUCUGGCAGAGGAAGUUUCCCAGCGAUAGAUCACAUGUCCAGAGGCUUAGGAAUUGUUUUCAGCAAUGGAGAAGUGUGGAAGCAAACCCGACGUUUUGUCCUCAUGGUAUUGAGGAAUAUGGGGAUGGGGAAGAGGACAAUUGAAAACAGAAUUCAAGAAGAGGCUUUGUGUCUGGUGGAAGCCUUGAAAAAAACCAAUGCAUCUCCCUGUGAUCCAACUUUUCUUUUGGGCUCUGCUCCCUGCAAUGUUAUCUGCUCCAUUAUUUUCCAGAAUCGUUAUGAGUACAGUGAUAAGAAAUUUCUAACUUUGAUGGAAUAUUUUGAUGAAAACAUGAAAAUUUCAAGUAGCUCCUGGAUACAGCUCUACAAUGCUUUUCCUUUUUUAAUACAUUAUCUCCCAGGAUGUCAUAAUGAGUUGUUUAAAAAUAUUGCUAUUCAAAAAAAGUUUAUUUUGGAGAAGAUAAAGGAACACCAAGAGUCCCUGGACUUCAGUAACCCACGAGACUUCAUUGACUACUUUCUGAUUAAAAUGGAAAAGGAGAAACAUGAUAAAGCAUCUGAAUUUACUUUGGACAACUUGGUCACUACCAUAUGGGAUAUAUUUGGUGCUGGAAGUGAGACAACAAGUACUACUUUGAGAUACGGACUCCUACUUUUGCUGAAGUACCCAGAAGUCACAGCUAAAGCCCAGAAGGAGAUCGAGCGUGUCAUUGGCAAACACCGGAGCCCCUGCAUGCAGGACAGGAGCAACAUGCCCUACAUGGAUGCAUUGGUGCACGAGGUCCAGAGAUUCAUAGACCUUGCUCCAAACAACGUGCCUCAUUCUGUGACUCGGAACAUUAAGUUCAGGGAGUACCUUUUCCCAAAGGGCACAGAGAUAUUAACAUCUCUGAGUUCUGUUCUUCAUGAUGGCAAAGAGUUUCCCAACCCAGAACAAUUUGAUCCUGGCCACUUCCUGGAUGAAAGUGGUAAAUUUAAGAAGAGCGACUACUUCAUGCCCUUCUCAAUAGGAAAACGGGUAUGUGCUGGUGAAGGCUUGGCCCGUAUGGAGCUGUUUAUAUUUCUGACUAGCAUUUUACAGCAUUUUACCUUGAAGCCUCUGGUUGAUCCAAAGGACAUUGACACCACCCCAGUUGUUAAUGGGUUAGGUUCUGUACCACCCUUCUAUAAGCUAUGUUUCAUUCCAUCCUAAAGAAAUUGCUGGCCUCUCUACUACAGAACGAUGCUUUCUGGCCUCUGUACUGGCUUUGUCCAUGUCCUUCUUCAGGCAAGAAUAUUUCUGAACCAUGUCUCCUUUAAUUGUCUAUAGUCUUCAAUAUCCAGUUCAAGUUUCCUGCAUGAAUUAGAGUUCCAUCUGUAAUAAGAGUAUUGUUGUCUUAUUUGUAUUAUUGAGUUACCAUGAAUUACAAUAGUGUUAAUGUUUAUGCUUUUGGUGUACAAAAAAUGACAAACGCCCUAUUGUCAAAUAUCCUCCAUCUUUGUUUUUACGUCAUUUCCAGUCUGUCCCAUUUCUAACAACCCGCAUUGCACCCCAUCUUGGUAACCUCAGUCUAUUCUCAGACUCCACGUGUUGUUUUAUCUUUGGACAUUAUCCUUCACUUUCCUGUGCUUCCUUAUACACCAUACAAAGUAAGAUCAGUUGGCAUUUGUCCUCUUUCUGAUUUAUUUCACUUAACAUGACACCCUAUAGUUCCAUUCAAGUCGUGACAAUGGAUGAUAUUACAUUUUUAUAACUUAGUAGUAUUCCAUUUUGUGUAUACAUCACACAAAAGAUAAUAUUACAUAUUUUCUUGUAAUUGAGUAGUAUUCCAUAAACAUUGCAGUUUAUUUAUGCUUUCAUUUGUCAGAGGGCAUUUGGGUUGAUUCUAAAUCUUUUUUCUAUCCUUUUGGGUCACACCUGGCCACACACAGUGUUACUCCUGGCUAUGCACUGAGGAAUUACUCUUAGCAGUGCUCAGGGAACCAUAUAGGGUGCUGGGAAUCAAAUCUGGGUUGGCCACAUGCAAGGCAAAUGCCCACUCCCUGUACUAUUGCUUCAGCCCCAGCUUCCAAAUCUUGACUAGUAUAAAUAUGGCUGCCAUGAGCUAUGAGCUAUGGGUACAUAUAUUUUUUUAAAAAUUGAUGUAUUGUGUGUUUUUUUGGUGGGGGUCUCCCAAGUGAUACUCAGAAGUGAUGGGGAGCCCAUACUGAUAAUUCUCAUCUAAUCAGACUGGUGGCUCAAUGCAAGAGAUGGGGGAUGCCAUGGUGUUUAGUCCUGUGGUGCCAACUAUUGCAAUUUAACACUGUUAGCACUAUUAUCCUAUUGCUCAUUGAUUUGCUUGAGUGGGCACCAGUAAUGUCUCCAUUGUGAGACUUGUUGUUUUUGUUUUUGGCAUAUCGAAUACACCAUGGAUAGUUUGCCAGGCUCUGCUCUGUGGGUGGGAUACACUCGGUAGCUUCUUGGGCUCUCUGAGAGGGAAGGAGGAAUAAUCAAACCUAGGUCGACUGCGAGUUAGGCAAACACCCUAUCAGCUAUACUAUCAAUCCAGCCCAUUACAUUUACUACUAAGUAAUCAAUAGGUUAAAGAAUGAAUAUAAAGAUUUAUGGAAACAAAUAAUGAAUACAUGAAUUAUCAGAUAUAUUGUACCUAGUAAAUCCCCAUUAAAAGGAGAGUUCAUAGCAAUAGAAGCAUUCAUUAGGAAAUAAGCAAAGGCCCAAAUAAACAGCCUUCCUACACAACUGAAGUUAUUAGAAAAAAGACUAAUAAAGGAAACCCAAAAUAAGCAACAAGGAAAGAAAACACAGCAGAAAUCAACAAAGCAGAAACCAAAAAUUAA
Sorex araneus (European shrew) is the source of this 3302-nucleotide messenger RNA. Its product is annotated as cytochrome P450 2C21-like. Lineage: Eukaryota; Metazoa; Chordata; Mammalia; Eulipotyphla; Soricidae. Gene Ontology annotation, cellular component: cytoplasm; intracellular membrane-bounded organelle. Gene Ontology annotation, molecular function: oxidoreductase activity, acting on paired donors, with incorporation or reduction of molecular oxygen, reduced flavin or flavoprotein as one donor, and incorporation of one atom of oxygen; heme binding; iron ion binding. The record is from RefSeq and is a predicted model, not a curated record. Bases 205 to 1677 code for a protein of 490 amino acids. Gene Ontology annotation, biological process: xenobiotic metabolic process. The transcript has 9 exons.